Penicillium salamii is the source of this 924-nucleotide messenger RNA. The record is from the annotation of a GenBank genome assembly. Lineage: Eukaryota; Fungi; Ascomycota; Eurotiomycetes; Eurotiales; Aspergillaceae.
AUGGCCCUCACCAUGACUCCCACUCGCCAGCCCUUGGGCUGUUUGGACUCGCCGCACAUGCGUCCGAUGAUCCGAUCGAAGCUGAAUCGCCAGAACCAGCAAAAUGUCCUCUCCCUGAAGGGUAUCAACAGUCCCAAGAACACUAUCUUCAUCGACUCUGAGAACAUCGAGCCGAGCUCUACAAAGCGUAAGCGCACUCUGGACGACGACGAGGAAAACUCCAAGCCCAAAGCAUCACGCGUGACUCUCUCUACCCGCAUCCCAUCUCACAUCACAACACCCAAGCCCUCGCAAUCAACAACUCCCAAAUCUGCACCAAUCAGGCCUGCCGGUCGCUCCCCGCCUCCCAAAGCCAGCAAAUCUGCUAGCCGUCGUUCAAUCACCAAGCCCAGGGACGUGAACAAGCGCGGUGUCGCCCGUCCCUUCUCCCUCGCCUCCGCACUUGCUCAAAGCAAGAGUAAGCCCAAGCCCAAGCCCAAGGCUCCAGAGGCCUGGUGCUUCGAUAUUCACGUCGACACCGAGGAAGAAGAGAUGACCAACUUGAUGCAACACUCCACCACCGUCCUCGACAUCAGUGACGACGAAGGAAAGCCCACCGAUCGUCGUGGCAAGGAGAAUGUGCCCCCUCAUGAACUGGGCCUGGAGGUACCCAGCGCCCAUCAGACCACCACGGCUAGCGCCAACGCGACUGCGAAACGCAAGUCACUUACGGAUCGUGCGCCGCUAGGGGAUCUCAACGCUGCUGAAUACUAUGCCGAUGACUGCAACGCCUUCUCCUUCACGGUCGUCUACGAAGAUGAGGCUGAGUUCAAGAAGCCUGCCUCCCCUCUUUCGCAGAGCCAGGAGGCUUUGGUGGCUCCUAUCGAAUCUGCUGCGGAGGCCGCUGCUCCCAAAACUGAAGAUGCAGCUGAAAAGCCAGUUUAA